Molecule: messenger RNA, 4583 nt
Organism: Octopus bimaculoides (California two-spot octopus)
Lineage: Eukaryota; Metazoa; Mollusca; Cephalopoda; Octopoda; Octopodidae
Biological process (GO): regulation of transcription by RNA polymerase II
Cellular component (GO): nucleus
Molecular function (GO): DNA-binding transcription activator activity, RNA polymerase II-specific; RNA polymerase II cis-regulatory region sequence-specific DNA binding
Source: RefSeq, a predicted model, not a curated record
CAGACACGCAAUUAUUCACUGCCGUAUCACUUCUCAUUCAUUACUUCCGGUAGCAAUAACCCUGUUUCUGAAUUAUCAGGAAAUCAUUUCCAAGUUUAUUUUCGCUAUUAUUAACUAAAAUUUCCUUUUGAAUAUUAUCCAGAGCUAUUACUGGUCCUCCCAUUACCAAAAAAUUCUACAAUUCCAUUAUAAGAACUAAACGAAAUACUAUUAGUACAUAAAUUGCAAUAAUUCCUCUGCAUAUCCAUUAUUCGCAUUGAGAAAGAUUUCUUCGGUCACAAAGAAUAUAUAUAUAUAUAUAUUAUUAUUAUUAUUAUAUAUCCUUUCAGAGGAUAUAGUCCAUUGCUGCAAAAUAAUAUGAAAUUACAUUGGAAUCAAAGGUGAAGAUAAAGCAUCUGUGAAGAAUCGUAACAAAUAGUUUGAUGUUUGGUAGGAAUACAUUGAAAAGUUGUGUUGGCAGUGUCAUUGUUCUCUCGUUGACAGCAAGUUUGACAUAUUGGCACUUCAGGACUCUCAUUCAUACAUUCCGACUACUUUGGCACAACAUUCAUGUUUUUCGCAUGGUUCAACGGUAUUAUCAUCUGCUAAAGAAGCUAUACAAAAUGGAUAAAACCUUCUUUUAUACAAGUCUGAAAUAUUUCUCCUGAAUUGAGAUUUGCAACGCUAUUUCUCUACUUCACUGAAUAUCUACAAAAUAAUUUUCAUUCUUUAUAUACAUGGAUAAAUUUACCCUGAAGAUAUAACUGGCUUCUCUGGAAAACAUUUUAUAUGUGGAUAUGUCAUGACAAAAAGUUUUCCUUUAGUUUUUGCUCCAUGUUACAAAGAAGGAUUCUGUCACACUAAGCUUUCUCACAAUAAUUAAAUCUGAAAUGAUGAUAUCUGAAUAAAAUUUACCAUGUAGGUAACUGUUUGCAGCAUCUUCAAAUAAGAUAACAGUUUAUGGCAAUAUAGUUGAAGAAAUAUUUGUUAGGCAUCAAAUAUAAAGACUACAGAACAAAAGGUAUUCAUAUAUUGUAUGAAAGAAAGAAAUGAUGGAAAACGAGCUUUGUGAGGAGACCCUGGUUAAAUAUAAAACACAAUACAAAAGGAUUGGUUUUCCCUAUGAGAUACUGAAACAGAUAGCAAAAGCAUCAUACUUCUGUGAUAUCUGUAAAAAGUCUUUCUCUAAAAAGAGUAACUUAACCAGACACAAACGUAUUCAUACAGGAGAGAAACCAUAUCACUGUGAUAUCUGUGGAAAAUCAUUCUCUCAAAGUACUGUCUUAAAAACUCACCAAAGUAUUCAUACAAGAGAUAAACCAUAUCAGUGUGAUAUCUGCGGUAAAUCAUUCUUUCGAAGGAGUUCAUUCAAUUCUCACAAACACGUUCAUACAGGAGAGAAAUCGAGUCGCAGUGAUAUCAGUGCAAAAUCAUUCUCUACAACAGUUAACUCGACUUCUCGCAAACACAUCCAUACAGGCGAGAGGCCAUUUCACUGUGAUAUUUGUGGCAAAUCGUUCGCUAUAGAACGUCAUUUAACUAUUCACAUGCGUAUUCAUACAGGAGAGAAACCAUAUCACUGCGAGAUUUGUGGUAGAUCAUUCUCUCAAGCAAAUCACUUGACUACUCAUGUACGAAUUCAUACUGGUGAGAAACCAUAUCACUGUGAUAUCUGUGGUAAAUCUUUCUCUGUAACAUGUAGCUUAACUAAACACAAACGCAUUCAUACAGGAGAGAAGCCAUAUCAUUGUGAUAUCUGUGGUAAAUCAUUCUCUAUAGACAGUCACUUAACCACGCACAAACGCAUUCAUACAGGAGAGAAGCCGUAUCUUUGUGAUGUCUGUGGUAAAUCGUUUUCUCGAAGGAGUUACUGGACCUCUCAUGAACGUAUUCAUUCAGGAGAUAAGCCAUACCACUGUGACAUCUGCAAUAAAUCUUUCUCACAAAGUGGUGACUUAAAUACUCAUAAACGUAUUCAUACAGGAGAUAAACCAUAUCACUGUGAUGUCUGUGGUAGAUCGUUCUGUCGAAGAAGUCACCUGACUACACACAAACUCAUACAUACAGGAGAUAAGCUUUAUCACUGUGACAUUUGUGGUGAAUUAUUCUCCGAAGAAAAUAAUUUAAAUACUCACAAAUGGAUUCAUACAGGGGAGAUACCAUAACACUAAUGUAUAGAAGAUCAUUCUCUCUUAACACAAAUGCAUUCUUACAGGUAACAAGCAAUAUCAUUGUUUCUAUACAGCUGUAAACAGACAAUAAUUAGCUCCUGUAACACCUUCUUUCAUAAUUUAGACAAUAUUGAAUAUGGAGAAUUAUUGUGAGAAUCUAAUAACAUUACAUCAUCAUCAUUUAAUGUCUGUUUUCCAUGCUAUAAUCUAAUAAUGUUACCUAAGCUAAUUAUAGUAUGUUGUUCACAGCUGUAUAGAAACUAAUAUUCAUUGAAUUAUUGAGGAUGGCACAAACAAUUCCCAAGUGACAAGGUUGACAAUUUGUCAAAACAUUUACCAAUGAAACAUCGCCAUAUCACUUAUAUCUAUUUUAAAUCAUUGUCACAGAAUACGAGUACAUUUUUCAUUGAAAUGAGUAACUAUAUUGAAAGAAAUACCUGAACUGACCCCAGAUAUAUUCACACAGGAGGGAAAAGAAUAUAUCAUUGCUAUUAUGUAAAACUGUCGUAUGUUCAAAGUUGGCCAAAUGUGUUUUUUUAUUUCAAUAUUUAUUUUUGCCUGCAAUAGCCGGUUCUUUUAGUCAAACUAUUGUAUCUCCAGCUGCUUCAGAUGCCAAGAUAUGAAAAAUUGUCAAAGUGUAGUUCAACGGUUUUUGCUAUGGAAUGGUGAAACUAUUUGUUUGUUUUCUGAAAAAGCAACGUUUUGGACUUAAAACACUUUUGCAUAAUAGCAACAAUAUUAAUAUUGAGAAAUUUUUUGAAAAAAUAUUUAUUUUUUAACAUUGUGAUUAAACAGUUGAGUAAUCUUAAAUUAAGGACUACAUUAUUGUGCAGUCAUGUUUUAAAUAAAAUAUAUACACCAUUUAUGAAAAUAUUUCAUCUUACCAUAUGAUGUAUGUAUGAGAUCUUGAAUUUGUAUGUAAAUAUAUCUUUUAUUUGUUACUGUCAUUAGACUGUGGCCAUACUGGAGCAUGACCUUGAAUGAAUUAACCCCAGUACUUUUUUCCGUAAAGCCUGGUACUUAUUCUAUUGGUCUCUUUUACUGAAUCGCUAAGUUAUGGGGGUGUAAAUACACCAACAUCUGUUGUCAAUCAGUUAUAGGGGGUAGGGACAAACAGACACACACACAUAGAUGUAUGUAUGUAUAAAUGACUGGUUUCUUUCAGUUUCCAUCUACCAAAUCCACUCACAAGGCUGUGGUAGAAAAUACUUGUCCAAGCUGUCAUGCAGUGGGACUGAACCUGGAAACUUGCUGGGAAGCAAACUUGUUACCAUACAGCCACACCUACCCCUAUAUAUAUAUAUAUAUAUAUAUAUAUAUAUAUAAAAAAUAGGAGAUGGAAUGUGUAAUAGACUUUAUUGGGUACAACAUGUGCUUCAACUUGUUCUGGUUCUCUUCAGGUAUAUCAAUAAAGUGUCUCACUGAAGAUCUCUUUGAGUCGGCUUAUGUAUUUAUUUAUUUAUUUUCUAUAUCUUUUAUGCUUUCUUUCAUCAUGUUAGUGUGAAAUUUAUAUAUCAUCAUCAUUUAACGACUGUUUUCUAUGCUGGCAUGGAUUGGAUAGUUUGACAGGAUCCAGCAAGCCAUUGGGCUGUGCCGAGCUCCAGUGUCAUCUUUGGCACAUUUUCCAUCUUAAUGCCAACCACCUUACAGUGAGCACUAGGUACUUUUUUCUCAUGCCACUUGCACUUGGGAGAUUUGCAAGUAAGUCGUGUGACAGGAAAGAGAAAAGCCCCCACUGACUAGAGGAAGGGAGAAGUGGCUUUACACCAGGUGCUGAGAGGAUAAAGUAUGAUUGAGGGAUAAGAACAGGUGUCUUGCUAUGGAGGGGAUAUGUAACUUCCCUACAUUAUAAAGCCGAGUAGUAGUAAUUAUGAAGAUAAAGAAGGCUGUUGUGAUGGUGGAAUGUAUUUGGAAAAUUUUAUCAUUUCUUAUAUUCAUAGUACAAGUCUAUUACAAUUUGAUGGUUGAGCUGGAUAUUAAUUUGUAUGCAUCAAUAUAUCUAUUGUGGUGCGUGGCUUAGUGAAUAAGGUGUUGGACUCAUGAGUAUAAGAUUGUGAUUUCGAUUCCUGGACUGGGCGACGCAUUGUGUUCUUGAGCAAAACGCUUCAUUCAUGUUGCUCCAGUCCACUCAGCUGGUAAAAGUGAGUAACCCUGUGACGGACUGGCAUCCUGUCCAGGUGGGGAAUAUAUACGCCAUUGAAACUGGGGAAGCCGACCCUCAUGAGCCUGACAUGGCACGAGAAGAAAACAUCAUCUCAGUAUAUUUAUCAACUUUUAUUUGCAAAUGCUGCAAAGUUCUUUACUACAGCUUAUCACCACCUUGUCUUGAUCUGUUGUCGUCUGAGCUGUGAGGCCCAAAAUCUCCAUAUUUGACCUCACCAAUCUAUAUGUGAAUAUUUUUAAUAAAGAAAUCAAUAUUUUUAGAAAGAUGUA